GAGAGAGAGAGAGAGAGAGAGAGAGAGAGAGAGAGCGAGAGGGAGGGAGAUAGAAAGAGACGAGCGCGAAGUGCUGCACAGUCUGUCACGGAGCCACCGUGAAAAUACUUCAAGAACAUCUGCAAAAUGCCGAAUAAAACUAAAAAAGAAAAGGAAUCACCAAAAUCUGCAAAAAGCAGCACCAAAAACAGUAACGUCAGCGGUGGGAAGGAUACUGGAACUGAAAAUUCAGACGAGGCACAGCAGCAACAGACAGCCAGCAAACGUCCUAGCAACAGCACUCCACCUCCAACCCAGCUCAACAAAAUCAAGUAUUCUGGCGGCCCACAGAUUGUGAAGAAGGAGCGUCGACAGAGUUCCUCACGCUUUAACCUCAGCAAGAACCGUGAGCUUCAGAAGCUUCCUGCCCUCAAAGAUGCCCCACCCAUUGACAGGGAGGAGUUGUUUGUUCAAAAGCUGCGCCAGUGCUGCGUACUCUUUGACUUUGUGACGGAUCCCCUUAGCGAUCUCAAAUACAAGGAGGUGAAGCGUGCUGGCCUCAAUGAGAUGGUGGAGUACAUCACACACAAUCGUGAUGUAGUUACGGAGUCCAUCUAUCCUGAAGCUGUCAUUAUGUUUUCAGUGAAUCUGUUCAGGACUCUGCCUCCUUCUUCCAAUCCUACGGGGGCAGAGUUUGACCCUGAGGAAGAUGAGCCUACACUGGAGGCAGCUUGGCCCCACCUGCAGCUGGUGUAUGAAUUCUUCUUACGGUUCCUGGAGUCACCUGACUUCCAGCCUAAUAUUGCCAAAAAAUACAUCGACCAAAAAUUUGUUUUGUCUCUAUUGGAGCUGUUUGACAGUGAAGACCCCAGAGAGCGAGACUUCCUAAAGACCAUCCUGCACAGGAUCUAUGGCAAGUUUCUGGGGCUUAGAGCCUACAUCCGUCGACAGAUUAACAACAUAUUCUAUAGGUUCAUAUAUGAAACAGAACAUCAUAAUGGCAUUGCAGAACUCUUAGAAAUCUUAGGAAGUAUAAUUAAUGGCUUUGCCCUGCCACUGAAAGAGGAGCACAAAAUGUUCUUGAUCCGGGUGCUGCUGCCUUUACACAAAGUCAAGUCUCUCAGUGUCUAUCACCCUCAGCUGGCAUACUGUGUUGUGCAGUUUUUAGAAAAAGACAGCAGCCUCACUGAACCAGUUAUAAUGGGUCUCUUAAAGUUCUGGCCAAAGACCCACAGUCCUAAAGAGGUCAUGUUCCUGAAUGAAUUGGAGGAGAUCCUGGAUGUCAUUGAGCCUUCAGAAUUCGUCAAAGUUAUGGAGCCUCUGUUUAGACAGCUGGCCAAGUGUGUAUCAAGUCCACACUUUCAGGUUGCUGAGAGGGCACUAUAUUACUGGAACAACGAGUAUAUCAUGAGCCUAAUUAGUGACAAUGCUGCCAAGAUCCUGCCCAUCAUGUUUCCUGCUCUUUAUAAGAAUUCCAAGAGUCAUUGGAACAAGACGAUCCAUGGUCUUAUUUACAAUGCUCUGAAGCUCUUUAUGGAGAUGAACCAGAAGCUGUUUGACGAUUGCACUCAACAGUACAAAGCUGAGAAGCAAAAAGAGAAGUACAAACUGAAGGAGCGGGAGGAGAUCUGGCACAAAAUUGAAGAGCUUGCGAAACAGAAUCCUCAGAGUACAAAGAUCCAUCCUAGUAUCCGACCAGGUCUGCCUCAAGAUGAGUAUAUGAUGUAUAAUGAGAGCCCAGGGAUGCCUCACUACUCUAUGGAGACAGAGACCCCUACUGCUGAAGAUAUCCAACUGCUGAAGAAGACUGUGGAAACUGAGGCCUCACAGGGAAUGAAGGAGAUAAAGAAGGACAAGGUGCUGAUGCGACGGAAGUCAGAGCUGCCGCAGGAUGUGUACACUAUAAAGGCCCUGGAGGCCCACAAGCGGGCAGAAGAGUACCUGACAUCUAACCAGGAAGCUCUCUGACCAGGGAACACCGCCACCCUUCACCUGCACCACGCCUAAUCUGUCCCUCUCGUCUUUGUCCAGAAAUGUCGCCUGCUGUAAACUCGUCUCUGUUCCUCUGCCUCUUUCCUUCCUCACCUCCUCUGGAGAGCCCUUUCUGCAGAAUCCUGGCCAGCACAGAGAACGGUGGAGAGCUUCCAUGCCCUCCCUUAGUCACGUACACAAACGCAAUCACAGAAAAGCACUUCAAUUUCUAGUAUGCAUCAAAAGCCACAUGUAGUGAUCAUGCAAAAUGAUACAUAGGUUGUGCUAAUAAUUUUGAAUGUUUCCACUCAGAGCGUGUUUCCUUUUCUUUUUAUUUCACUCAAUUUUCUUGUCUAGAUUUAAUCGUUAGACCUCACUUUUAUGUUCCUCUUUUCAAACUGUGUUGCUUUUUUCAGGAUGGACUUUUUCCUCAUCUGUUGAUCUAUGUUCACUCAGUCAUGUCUGAUUUGAAGGGUCCACACUUGACAAAAUGGACUGCAUUAUCCAAAAGAUAACAAGGAACUCAGUGGCAACAGUGACCAUGCAUGUUUUUUUUUUUUGCAUGAGCCAGGUUUAGGGACUCCUCUGUGUGUGUGUGUGUGUGUGUGUGUGUGUGUGUGUGUGUGUGUGUGUGUGUGUGUGUGUGUGUGUUUUUAUGGAUCAUGUUGCCUUGCUCUUGUAGGACUGUGUGGAGCAUAUGAAUGUAAGCAGUAUUUCAAAAUGUGCCACACGCAUUACAUUGAGGUUUUUGUGAUCUCUAGAGAAGUAAUUGGAGCCUUUGUUUUUUUUACAGAAACAAGGAUCCAGGCUCUGCAUAAUACUUGGUGUCAUAUUAGGUUAAGUUUACAACUCAAACACAGUUGCAUCAAAAGUUCCUCAAGACAAAGCAUCAUGCUUCCCCCUUGCACAUCAGAAGUCCUGCCCGUAGAUGAAGGACGCACGUAAACCUACAAUUAGGCAGGUGUGAGCUAGUCCAGAUCCAUAUGCUUUAGUGGCAAUAUAAAGAGUCUGAUUCUACAAGCCUUGCUUCAGAGUCCCCUUAAUUGGGAGGCUGCUAUGAUUUAAACCCAUAGUUACAUUCAGACAUAAAUCUCACCGCAGGAUGGGAGCUUUAAUCCGUUUCCUGCCUUAGUGGUGAUCAGUUUACAAACUGAGAUCACAGUACUGCAAGUUGCUUUAUCAAAAUGAUAAACCUCUUAAACCAACACCAGCAGAUCAUUCCAUGUGUCACGAUCAUUCUGCUAAAGAACAAUGCUGUUUGGCCCGUCCGUAUCAAAACAUGCCCUACAGCUACCAGCUCUUCUUCAUGGUUCUGUGGCGUAUGGCUGCAUAUAGGUAAUCCUAUUAUACAUUUCUAACUGCUUUCCAAGAAAUCGCAAGAACCCCCCCCCCUUAAAAAACUUUUCUGAUCUUAUAGUCUGUCUUGUUUUGUCCUGUAUUUUUUUGUGUUACAAAAAAAAUUUCCCUUAUUUCAGUUCUUUCAUGUGGAAUGGGAGGGAUGUGAAGUGCAAGUGUAGGGAAUCUCUUCACUCACCUCUGCCCUCUCAUCUGCAAACCUUGCUUGCCAUUACUUUAAUAGAUUAUGCAUUUUUUUAAGCGCCUAAGCAAUAUUUUUAGAAAGAAGUUAAAGAGAAAAAAAUAAAACAUGCACUUGAGAGGUGUAUGGUCAAGCGCUAUACAAUCCUUAUACUAGAACUAUAAAGAAGAAAAAUGCUUGCUUAAACUUGCCAGGCUGAUUAUAUGGGGAAAUGAAGACAGCCUGCAGUUACCGUUGCAAAUAUUUGUGUAUUGUAUACUGUAUAUUGCUUAGGGUUGCACCCUUGCUUGUCACAUUCUUUAUGAUUUUCCCUCUACCUCUCAAGAGAUCUUUUGUUUUUUUGUUGCUUCUGUUGCCCCCCCCCACGCAUUGUAGAGUGAACCAUCACUCACUUAGAUCAUUCCAAAAUAAUAUUCACUCCUUAGGAAAGCAGCCAGACAAUGCAAAGCUUGCCUUGUCCACACUCAGCUACAUGGUCAACUUAACACUUGGCACUGUCUUUCGUCAGUGUUCACACACUUGAACUCCGACUUUUUUGGAAAAGCUGCACAGUUCCAACAUUUCUUGAGUUGUUGCCUCAACAGUGGUGGUUUACUAGUCUUGUUAGAGCCUCAUUCUUUCAACAUUGACUUUAAACAGUAUCACUCCUGGGUCCAAACUGAUGAUCUAGCUUGCUUUGUGGACUGGGCAUGUGUUUGUUGUCUGGCAGCUACACAAACACUGUAGAGGGAAAUUAUGAAAAGUAUGGGUCUCUCCACAUUGCUCCCCCUCUCCCCCUUUCCCAGCCCCCUUUCCCAAGUCUGACACUAAUCUUGCGCUGCUUUCCAGGUCAUAUGUACAUAUGUUGUACUUUAAUUAGGUAGAGCAUUACAUAGUAUGAAAGUCAUAUUUUGUACAGAUGUUCAUGUAUGUACAGAACAAAAAUAAAGUUAAAAAAAAAAAAGUGUUUCUGAAUGUGUGGGAUGCUGCACAAAA
Molecule: messenger RNA, 4462 nt
Organism: Pygocentrus nattereri (red-bellied piranha)
Lineage: Eukaryota; Metazoa; Chordata; Actinopteri; Characiformes; Serrasalmidae
Gene: ppp2r5d
Product: protein phosphatase 2, regulatory subunit B', delta
Exons: 17
Coding region: 127-1947 (606 amino acids)
Biological process (GO): signal transduction; protein dephosphorylation
Cellular component (GO): cytosol; protein phosphatase type 2A complex; nucleus
Molecular function (GO): protein phosphatase activator activity
Source: RefSeq, a predicted model, not a curated record